AUGGCUUUCGCGGAAUUGCUUGGACGGGAUGAUACCGGCAUGACGGGGAGACCGAUUGACAGGUCGGUCCAGAGGUGGAAUGUGGCUACCCAGAUCCUGUGUAUCGCGGCGAUGACGAUUUUCUUUGGACUGCGCUUGUAUACGCGGAUAUCUAUACUUGGAGGGUAUAGUAAAGAAGACUGGACAUGCUUGGGUGCUUGGAUCUUAGGCGUUUCCUACUCGGCUAUUGCACUGAUCAUGGGUCAUUUUGGAGGGGGGUUGCAUGCUUACGAUGUGCCUGAAUCACAUCGGAUACCAUUUGAAAAGACGGUGUACGUAACCAUGGUCAUGUAUGGGCCAACCGCCUACCUGACCAAGCUGUCGCUUCUCUGGAUCAUUGCACGGGUGUUUGGCCCCUUCCGCAAAGCGGUCACAUUUAUCCACAUCUUCCUGGGUGUCAUGCUGGCAUACUAUAUCCCAGCCGUCAUUGUCAAGAUCCGAAUGUGCAAUCCGAUUGCCAAGUUCUGGGCCCCCGACACGCCCGGCUCCUGUCUGGACCAGACGUCGAUUAUCCUGGCCGAUGCAGUUGUCAGCGUUGUCAGCGACAUGAUCAUCCUGAUUCUCCCAUUGCCGUUGACACUGCGCUUGCAGCUGCCCAUGAAGAAGAAAGUGCGGGUCAUGAUAAUCCUAGGAGCGGGAGGACUGGCAUGCGCAUCCAGUGUUGUCCGUUUGAUACUCAUUCUGAAGACUGGGCAGUCGAGCGACAGUACGUUAGCUUUUAUGCGCAUCAACAUGUUCGGGAAUGCCGAAAUAGCAAUCGGAGUCAUCUGCGCUUGCCUACCUGCCCUUUCGGCGUUGGUAACCCGCACAUACCGCGAGUACUCGAGCAACCGCUAUUCGAGCAACAAAGGCACCCCUGGCUCCCAGUACCAGUUGACCAAUGCGAAGAACAGUCGCCCCAGAUGCGGAGAUCACAGCGCGAACCAGUUGACCUUGAUGGAUACCAGCUCGGACCAUGACAUUCUCAUCCCGAAUGACGAGGAAGCGCCGAGGUUUGAGACGACGGUACGGGUCGACUCUGUGGGAGCUCAAAACCCGGUGGAGACGCUGGGCAUUAUGAAGACGGUGGACGUGUCGACAACCGUGACGAUGCGGGGAGCAGGGGGUCCGGAGGGGAUCGACAAAAAGGAGUCAUUAUAA
Aspergillus heteromorphus CBS 117.55 is the source of this 1179-nucleotide messenger RNA. RefSeq names its product putative integral membrane protein. Lineage: Eukaryota; Fungi; Ascomycota; Eurotiomycetes; Eurotiales; Aspergillaceae. The coding region runs from base 1 to 1179 and encodes 392 amino acids. The transcript is spliced from 6 exons. The record is from RefSeq and is a predicted model, not a curated record.